Messenger RNA from Phytophthora nicotianae INRA-310, 1410 nucleotides. RefSeq lists its product as hypothetical. The transcript is spliced from 2 exons. The record is from RefSeq and is a predicted model, not a curated record. Bases 1 to 1104 code for a protein of 367 amino acids. Lineage: Eukaryota; Oomycota; Peronosporomycetes; Peronosporales; Peronosporaceae.
AUGACAGACUCGAUAACGGUUGACGAUGCCUUUGUAAACGAACUAGUUACAUUCUUGGAUUCUGAUACGCUGGUGCUCUCUGGGAUCGAGCGCUCAAUUGAAUCAAAUCAAGUCGCCUUAGACAGCGGGUACUCCUUCGACGUGCUGAUUGCUAGUGAUCCUCGGUUUGACAGUGCAUCAGGGAGCUGUUGCAGUAAUGGCAACGAGAAUGACGCAGCAGUCAAAACCAUUUUGCGCGAGAAGGAGACCAAGCGACGUCGAAUUUACCGCCAGAAGCUAAAAGACGAGCGAGACACGUUACAGGCCCAAGUCGUGGGGUUGACAUUGGCGCUGGAUAAGUUGAAACAAGCUGCACGGGAUCGCAAGGUCAUGCAAGAGAAGGCAGAACAACUGAUGUAUGGAGACAAAUGCUACGCUGGCAAGUGGAAAACACUUGCUGUGUGGGAGUGGGAGUCGCUAUGUCAGGCUCAGGAUGAGCAGAAGCGCCUUCAAGCCGCCAUCACCACCCACACAAAACUCGUCAAGGACCUCCAGAAAGUUAUUUACAAGAGGAUCACGAAGACCGACCAUGAAAGUCCUAUUCUAUCCCAAAUACCAACGAUGGAACCUCCGGAUGGUGUCAUAUAUGACGCCUACAUUCAAGAGUUGGACUUAAACUAUACUCAAAUCGAUGCUGUGUACCGUUCCUUGGACAUCAACUCGAUGGCCCAGGAUAUAACGAAUCUCGUGAAAAUGAAUCCGGCAGACGGUUGUAUGAACGAAUUACUACACGUGAAUAAGAGGGUCCUUCCCUUUGCCUUCCUGUCGACGUGCCAAAUGUUCUGGAAUCUAGCAGGUCUGGCACACCGACAACUCGAUCGAGUAUCGUACGGAGAUAUGGAGGAACCGGAGAAUACCAUAGCAUUCAAGUUUCGCAUUUCAACUAUGAUGGACACAGGCGCCAUUGUCUCGAUGCGGAAACGUUUUGUUGCGCGCCGGUACUUCAAAUCCGAUUGCUUCGUGUAUAUCUGGAAAAUCUUUGUCGAGGGUGAAGGAGUCUUUAAGGGAUUGCAUUCCGAAGAAUCAGGUUGGUGUCGCCUUCAGCCGUCUGCUUCUCAGGGCUGAAAGGAAACAGACUGCAAAACACUUUGAAGACAUUCUACGAGGCUCUGUCAAUGAAGAUCAACAGAUUUUUAUGCACGGUCUUGAGAAACUCAAGGUAGACAACGGUGGUGCAUUUUGCUGUUGAUGAAGCCAAUUCACUGAAUAUGAUACAUCUUGUGCUACUAGCUUGAGUGCGUGGCUUCAACUUCAUAGCUGUCGAAUAUACGUUGCGCAUUUUAGACCGCCGACCUAGUGCUCCAAACACAUUGAUACAUGAUGUUCCGUCAAACUCUAUGUGUUUUCUUUAAAAGAUUUUUAACUAAAGUG